Messenger RNA from Apis florea (little honeybee), 590 nucleotides. RefSeq names its product Proteoglycan Cow (gene Cow). Gene Ontology annotation, molecular function: extracellular matrix binding; collagen binding; protein binding. Gene Ontology annotation, biological process: establishment of protein localization to extracellular region; anatomical structure development. The record is from RefSeq and is a predicted model, not a curated record. NCBI's taxonomy places the organism in Eukaryota, Metazoa, Arthropoda, Insecta, Hymenoptera, Apidae.
CUCCCCUUCAUUCGCCGGAAUCCGACCAAUAGGCGGCUACGCGUCUGUGGUAGUGCGGCGUCGCCUCGACUCGGUUCGCGCAGUCACAACUCGUUCGACCGUCGAACUGAACGCUUCCGCUUUGUGGAAAACGGGAAUACAAACGUGUCGAAGUUGACGUGCGCGCCUUUUCAUCGUUUUGCUGUUAUCAUUCGUGAAGAUCUUUUGUUCGUAGUUUUCGAAUCGGGACGGUGCACGUGUUUACCGGAAUUUGCGCAACAUCUCAGUUCACGGUGGACGGUGUUCUCCCGCGGAAACAAGAACCAUGCGAUUUUCCUGGAUGUUCGUCGCCACGGUGCUGCUAGUUCUAGUCACCGAGGCGAGGUGUAAGCGAAAAUUUGACGGGGAUUUCGAGUUUGCUGAAGAGGAUGACACGCGCAUAAUGAAAGUGGGCGAUAAGAAGAAAUGGAUACACGACCCAAAUAGUGAACUUUGCCGUCCAUUGAAUUGCAAGAAGAAGGAUUUGUGUCUCCUUAAGGAUACAUUCACCGCUGUUUGUGUUUCCAAGAAGGAACUCGAAAAAUCAGGGUAAGUGGCUUAUAUUAAGACAC